Molecule: messenger RNA, 174 nt
Organism: Fusarium redolens
Lineage: Eukaryota; Fungi; Ascomycota; Sordariomycetes; Hypocreales; Nectriaceae
Exons: 1
Source: RefSeq, a predicted model, not a curated record
GGGUUAUUUAACCAUAGAGCUGCUCUGACAGCUGCUGUCCCGAACGAUCUCGGCUCUUAUAUCGAGAAAAAGGUAAUUGGCGCCUCUCUAUUUGGCUACACAAAGGACAAGCAGUACGAGGAUCAACUUACAAACCAUUCAAGCGAUCGCAUGCGAGUCUGGUGCAACGAUUGA